Molecule: messenger RNA, 2055 nt
Organism: Ascochyta rabiei
Lineage: Eukaryota; Fungi; Ascomycota; Dothideomycetes; Pleosporales; Didymellaceae
Exons: 3
Coding region: 1-2055 (684 amino acids)
Biological process (GO): nuclear DNA replication; protein dephosphorylation
Molecular function (GO): protein tyrosine/serine/threonine phosphatase activity
Source: RefSeq, a predicted model, not a curated record
AUGGCUGCCGCAGUGGCUAGGGCACUGCAGAUGCCCGGCCACGCUUCAACCCCUCCAGCGCACCUAUCGCUCAACACUUCCUCCCACGGCGCUCCUGCCGCAAUCCCCAACAAGCAUAUCCCCAUCUGCUCGCCAGGGGGGAUCCCAGUGACGCCGCCAGCAUCUCCACCCCAAGAGCAUGUCCCGCUUGAGACGUCCUCCAUCACAUACCCGCCAGGGAAGCACUGCACCCAAUUUUGCAGUGAACCCCCGGUGUACACCAUCACUGCAGACCAAAUGGCUGACGCGCUGGAGUACAUGGCAACGCACCCAUUGCCCAGCCCGGAGCAGGUCUUCCCCUGGCUGCAUGGUCUGCAUGCCGAAAACCAGAUCCAGCUUGCUUUCUUCGCCUCUCGUCGCAAGACCCUUCAAAAGAUCCCCAACUGCAUCCGCAGCCUGACUGUGGUCAAGACGGGUGGAGACCUGACCACAUCAAAGCUGAAGGGUGCCAUAGCCGCAGACGAGAUUCUUUGCUCGGGCUCGGAUGACUCGCCCGCCUUCAUCGACUGCGACCCCAAAGACGGCUUUUCCGUGCGCAACUUCCAGAUCCAAGCAUGCAAGCUGGCCACGGUGUCGGACAUCAUCAUCUAUGGCGACCAGAAGACCCAUCCCAACGACACCAUUGCACUCGCCAAGAUCGUCUCGCAGGCUCAGCGGCAAUAUGAAGCCCGCAACGGCUUUCCCACCGGUCUGUUCAACACCUUCAUGCUUUCAGACUCCUUUGGCAGCAUGCAGGAGAAGCACCCGGAUCUCGUUGCAAUCGACCAGACAUGUCGUGUGACCGGCAACGUGGUCGACUUCUUCUACUGGGAGCGCUACGAGAUGUCGGACAUGUCCAAAGCAUCCGAGAUCAGCAGCAACGUGUUCCUAGGCCCUACACCCGACACUGCCCUUCACCCAGAUUGCUUGGGUGAGGACGCGUACGACGUGCUCAUCGAGGCAACAGACCUCGCUCAUGUACCCGAGUCACGCUCACUGCGGGCUUUGCGCAUGGCCAUGGACAAGGUUUCACGCAAGUCUGCCCUGCACAUGGAGUUUCCGUCUUCUGGAAGCAUCAUGCCACCGACAUGGUCUCACACAGAAGUCGACGGUCUGAUGGAAACGUGUCGAUGGAUGUACGAGCUUGCCAAUCCACAAGAAGUCCGUCGAUCGAAGCGCAGACGGAGCGAAGACGACGAAGCAAUCGAGCUAGACGAUAUUGCUGUGCCACGCAAAUUUCUCAUUCAUUGCACAGAUGGUUACACGGAGACCACCCUUCUUGCAUUGGCGUACUUCAUGUACGCGGAAGGCCUUCCGGUUCACGACGCCUGGAUCAAGCUGCACCGGGAGAAGGGCCGCAACUUCUUCGCUUACCCGUCCGACGUCGCACUUCUUACAGCGAUUCAGCCACGGAUCUUGCAGGAGUCCCCCAGGUUCAAUAAGAGUGUUUUCAAUCUUGCUGAGCCGCAAUGGCUGUCCAAGAUCGACGGCAGCCUACCUAGCAGGAUCUUGCCGUACAUGUAUUUGGGCAACCUAGGUCAUGCAAACAACCCAGAGUUGCUCAGAGAACUUGGCAUCACACGGAUCUUGAGCGUUGGAGAGGCGCUUUCCUGGCCCGAUGAUCUCAAGAAACAACUCGAAUGGCCCGAGGAGAACUUCUUGAUGGUUGAUCGAGUUCAGGAUAACGGCGUCGAUCCGCUGUGGAGUGAGUUUGAGCGAUGUCUAAAAUUCAUUGAAGCUGGCAAGGCCGCGGGCGAGGCUACGCUUGUUCAUUGCCGUGUAGGCGUAUCUCGAUCUGCGACCAUCUGCAUUGCGGAAGUCAUGAACGAGAUGGGCUUAUCUUUCCCCCGCGCCUACUGCUUUGUCAGGGCGCGCCGACUAAACGUUAUCAUUCAACCGCAUCUUCGAUUUACUUACGAACUUCUCAAGUGGGAAGAGUACCAGCGUCAGCGACGCAACGAACCUCUUCGCCGCGAGCUUGAGUGGGCUACUGUCGCGCGCGAAAUCGCCUUGAUGAAUAAGCCCUACUCGAGAUGA